AUGAUUUACGAAUCGCAUAAUCAGAAAGCUCUCAAACGUAGAGCAGUGAACCGUGCUGAGCAGGUUAGUGGGCAUCUGAUGUCCCGUCCUGUGUAUGCUCGAGAGGACAUGGCUGCAACUCGCAUGCAGCCAGCCACUGGUACACCAUCAUUCGUACAUCAUCAAACUGGUCUGCCUACGAAGAUGGUGCCUAGUCCUGAGCACAGCCCUGCUUCUACCGCUGCGUCUCUUCCAUCCUUCAAGUAUCUUGCUCAGGUCGCUGAUCAGUCGAACCUUCAAUACAUGCGGGCUCCUUCGCUUGGGUGUGAGUAUGUCCCAGUUCCUCUCAUCAGGACGGAGUCUACAUAUGUUUCGCCUCCUGAGUCUGUCGCUUCACCCACCCCUACUCCGUCUAGGUCUGUUUCGCCAGUCAUGACGCACAUGGUGUUGCCUAUCAGGCGAGCCAAGAGACAGAGUCCUUCUUACAGAGUUGAGAAGAAGACCAAGCCUGCAAAACGCAAGGACUACUCUUCGAUGGCCCAGGCACAAGAAAUCGAGAAUAACCGACGAAUUGAUGAGGCCCAACACCCCUACAAAGAGGGUAUCCAGAUGCCCGUCAAUGGCUACCUCAUGCCUGGCGGCAACUCGAACCAUGUUGACGGCCAUCGAUCAUUCCCUCGAUUUGAUCGUCCAUAUGUGCCUCGCGAGGCCAAGCGUGCCAAAUCGGUGACUGGCAGCAGCGACCCCAACACUAGGCACAACGUUGCACAGACUCAUCUUCGAGCUGAGAAAGGGGGCUCAAGAAUGGUUCUGCAACGUCUGCUCGUCAGUGGCUUGGGCUGGAGAGGUCAUAAGCUCCAGACGGUAGUCAAUGCUAAGAGCAGUGGCAUGCUGUAUGAGGAGAAGGACUUGCUGCAAGCCAGCACCCAAUUCAAUGCUUUUGCUAUCGUCAUCAUGCAAGAGCUCUUCGGGGUAAGAGGUAUGCAAGAGCUUGGCAGCAUGCUUGACCUGUUUGAACCAGAGGAUGUUCAGCCUGCAGAUGUGGUGAGAGGCCCGCUUGACGAUGACAAGACAUACGGCCUCAAGUGUCAAGCAGCCAGGAUCCAGGUCAUCGAAGAGGCACAUCUGCCGCUCGGUCUGAAGAACGUGCGGAGCCGAGACGAGCUUCUCCAAAUCAUCGAGCAGAAGCUGAUGCCUAUUGCCAGCGACUACGGCAGAGUUGCAUUACAACAAAUGUUCUUUUCUAAGCCCAGACAAGACCGGGCUAUGUUUUGA
Molecule: messenger RNA, 1254 nt
Organism: Aureobasidium musti
Lineage: Eukaryota; Fungi; Ascomycota; Dothideomycetes; Dothideales; Saccotheciaceae
Source: the annotation of a GenBank genome assembly